AAUUUGACUUUUUUAAUCUGAGUCACUGGGCGCUUUAAUAAUAUGCAGGCGGAAGUGCGAUGUGAGCCGGUUGCUGCGGAAGCUGAAACAAUCAUUUCAUAGAUUUCCUUUAACAGCCAAUGGAAGGAGUUUAAACACAACAAUGGAAUUUCGACAGAUGCCUCUGUCUGUGAGAGUAGUUUUGCUGUUGCUUGGUGCAGUGGUUACUAUGGUUACUGCCUCUGUUGGAGAUAGGUCCUAUGUAUAUCAAAAAUGCAACCAUCACUGUAAAGAUGUUAAUUGCACAGGAACACAGUUAAAGACAUUUAAGGAGGAACAACCAUUCAGCCACCAGUUACUAAAGUGGAGUUGUGAAGAUGAAUGUAAAUACAUGUGUAUGUGGAUCACUGUAGAUGCAUUCCAGAAAGAUGGUCUCAAAGUCCCACAGUUUCAUGGGAAGUGGCCUUUUGUGAGAUUGUAUGGUAUACAAGAGCCUGCCUCAAUGAUAUUCUCUGUUUUCAAUGGACUUGCUCAUCUUUGUAUAUUUUACUACAGAAAAUUGAUUCCAUCAUCUACACCUAUGUAUUAUGUCUGGCAUGGUGCAGCUAUUACUGCCAUGUUUGCAUGGACUUGCUCUACAAUAUUUCAUUGUAAAGAUACAGAUUUCACUGAGAAAAUGGAUUACUUUUGUGCCUUUUCCAUUGUGCUUUAUAACACUUUCACUUUAGCCUGUAGGGUGUUAGGAACUGUAAAGUGGUACAGACCUGCUCUUAUUGGCCUAGGUUGUGUCGCAUUUUUUAUUCAACAUGUCUGCUAUUUAACAUUUAACAAGUUUGAUUAUGGAUACAACAUGCAGGUCAAUAUAGGAGUAGCUGUGUGUAACAUGAUUGGCUGGACAGCUUGGUGUUUUAUGAUGAGACGCAACAAAUACGUGUGGAAGGCUAUAGCUUCUAUUGUUGGUAUACAGCUGUUGCUGUGUUUGGAACUGGGAGAUUUUCCUCCAUUAUAUUGGGCGCUAGAUGCCCAUUCACUGUGGCAUGCUGGAACCUGGCCGCUGGCUUUACUCUGGUAUAGUUUUAUCAUAGAUGAUGCCAAGCUUUUGGGAAAAACUAGACCAGACCGAGUCUUACCAAGUAAGAUUGACUGAUUCUAGAUAGAACAGACUGGUUCCAGAUCAAUAGGACACUAUAUUACUGGGCUGUAGACUGGUUUCUUGUAGAAUCAUAUUCUAGACUGGUUCCGGAACAAGCAGUGUACAACACAACAAGGCACAGACUACAAAUUCACAGAGAACUUAAGACUAUAGGAAGGAACAUGCAUGCCUAGUGAAACCAGUUACCUGCACUGUUAUAUAGAAAAUCAUGUCCAGUGUCCUGCAGAGUGAUAUUGUAAAUCAUGCCCAGUGAGCUCAAAAAGUUGAACAAUGCUUUCAAGCCUGACCUCAGAAUUAUUGAUCAAACACUUUUGUAAUAUUUUUCUCCUUGUAAGUUGGUGCCAUUUUCACAAAGUUUUGUAUGUGAAAUUUUUUUCAUAGUAAUUAUUUUGUCUCAUUUUGACAUUUGAUAUAGUAUAACUACUUACUCAGAUAUGCCGAAUGGUUUUUGAUUGUCUUUUCUGAUCCGCCUGCGCCUUGUGUCAUCAACUGAGCAGUUAAUUACAGCAACAUGAAAUGACACUACUGGUACUACAUUUAUAUUUGACACAUUCACAGAUACAUGUACUUACAGAAAUGGGUCAGUGCUGGUUUAGAUUCCAGGAAAGGUUGUUUGGCUGUAAUUAAUAAUUAAAAAAUAUAUGAAUAAUUAGCAUCUGCCAUUAUGAAACUAAAACACUGGCAUUAUUAAGGUAGUGGACAACUGGCAACUUACA
Molecule: messenger RNA, 1848 nt
Organism: Mercenaria mercenaria
Lineage: Eukaryota; Metazoa; Mollusca; Bivalvia; Venerida; Veneridae
Product: post-GPI attachment to proteins factor 3-like
Exons: 9
Coding region: 143-1126 (327 amino acids)
Biological process (GO): GPI anchor biosynthetic process
Cellular component (GO): endoplasmic reticulum membrane
Molecular function (GO): hydrolase activity, acting on ester bonds
Source: RefSeq, a predicted model, not a curated record